Molecule: messenger RNA, 1353 nt
Organism: Neurospora tetrasperma FGSC 2508
Lineage: Eukaryota; Fungi; Ascomycota; Sordariomycetes; Sordariales; Sordariaceae
Exons: 3
Coding region: 76-1167 (363 amino acids)
Biological process (GO): L-citrulline biosynthetic process
Cellular component (GO): mitochondrion
Molecular function (GO): amino acid binding; ornithine carbamoyltransferase activity
Source: RefSeq, a predicted model, not a curated record
GCACUUUUUCCUCGUUAGACAUUUCUCUCUUUCCUUGUCCUCACCAGAUACCCGAUUUACCUCUCCAUCGCCAUCAUGAUGUCCCGGGCAACGACUCGCACCAUCAAGUCCGCUGUCGGACAAAUCCAGGCUCGCUCUGCGUCCAACAGCGCCGCCAGCAGUACCCCCCGCCAUCUUCUCUCCAUCAGCCAGCUUAGCCCUGCCGAGUUCUCCAAGCUUGUCCUCAAUGCUUCUGCUUACAAGCAGGCCACCAAGGCCGCCUUCGCUGCUGGCCCCGGUCAGGUACCCCGCACUUUGGACGGCAAGCUAAAGGGACGGACCGUGGCCAUGAUGUUUAGCAAGCGAAGCACCAGGACCCGUGUCUCGACCGAGGCCGCUGUGGCCCUCAUGGGCGGCCACCCCAUGUUCCUCGGCAAGGAUGACAUCCAACUGGGUGUCAACGAGUCUCUCUAUGAUACUUCCAAGGUCAUCUCCUCCAUGACCUCGUGCAUGGUAGCCCGCGUCGGUCCUCACUCCGACGUCGCUGACCUCGCCAAGGACUCAUCGGUACCUGUCAUCAACGCCCUGUCCGAUGACUUCCACCCGCUCCAGGCCAUUGCCGACUUCCAGACCAUCCACGAGGCUUUUGCCACCAAGCCCGCCCACGAGGCCAGCCUCGGACUCGAGGGCAUGAAGGUCGCCUGGGUCGGCGACUCUAACAACGUGCUUUUCGACAUGGCCACCGCCUGCGUCAUGCUGGGCGUCGACAUCGCCGUCGCCUCGCCCGCCGGCUACGGCAUCCCCGACCGCAUGAAGCAGAUCAUCCUCAGCGCCGCCGAUGGCGUUGCCAAGCCCGGCAAGCUGAUCGAGACCACGGUCCCCGAGGAGGCCGUCAAGGACGCCGAUAUCCUGGUUACCGAUACCUGGGUGUCCAUGGGUCAGGAGGCCGAGACCCAGAGGCGUCUCAAGGCGUUUGCCGGCUUCCAGAUAACCAACGAGCUGGCUAAGCGUGGCGGCGCGAAGCCCGGCUGGAAGUUCAUGCACUGCCUUCCUAGGCACCCGGAGGAGGUUGAUGACGAGGUUUUCUAUGGUCCUCAGUCCUUGGUCUUUCCCGAGGCCGAAAAUAGGCUCUGGGCUGCCGUCUCUGCCCUUGAGGCUUUCGUCGUCAACAACGGCAGGAUACUUUGAGCAAGAAGCGAUAUGACAAGGUUUCUUUUGGUUGCAUCUUGGUUCCAUCCACUCUUCGUACAUCGUAAGCAUAUCAUGGCAGCAGUAAGGCAGGCGUUGUAUUCCAUGGGUUAAGGGGGUUUGGUUGCUUAAUAUAACCAUAUUCUUAGAUACACACAAAAGUUAUUGGCUUUUUUUUUUCCUCCU